CGUGAUCACCAGCGCGAAAGUCAGUCCUUCCGCAAACUGUCCACGUCUACUAUACUACUGAUCAAAAUCCGUGACUGGUUUUGAUUUUCCUCUGCAGCAUGAGAUGGGGCAGACGUUACCCUUGUACAUUUGCCUUCGCCCUCUUGAUUACUCUAAAUAACGGAGUCCACGCGCGGCAAAACACCAACACCAGUCUUCACCAAGAGACUGCUUGGACCUCUGAGCGCAAGAGGUCAUUCAGGGCAACCACAAAAGACCUAUGGUACCAUGGUUUUAACCAUUAUAUGUCCCACGCUUUUCCGCUCGACGAGCUGUCUCCGUUAUCUUGCACCGGCAGAGGUCCAGAUUGGGAAAAUCCCGCAAAUAUAGCACAUAAUGAUGUUUCAGGAAACUACUCCCUGACUCUUAUUGAUGUUCUAGACACGCUGGUUGUGCUAGACGAUCCUCCGGGGUUUCAGAACGCAGUUCGCAAUGUCCUUGACUGGGUGUCAUUCGAUGUCAACACAAAACCGCAAGUAUUUGAGACUACUAUACGGGUGUUGGGCGGACUGUUAUCUGGCCAUAUAUUUGCGAGUCAACCUGAACAACCUUUUUAUCUCCCUUGGUAUCGCGGCCAGCUUCUAACGAUGGCGUAUGAUCUUGGGAAUCGACUACUACCUGCAUUUGCCACCCCUACUGGCCUUCCUUUUGCUAGGGUCAACUUACGACACGGGGUUCGGCGGGGAGAAUCCCUUGAAACUUGCACCGCUGGCGCCGGUUCCUUGAUACUGGAAUUCGCUACCCUUAGUCGUCUCACUGGAGAUGACCGCUUUGAGAAGGCGGCAUAUAAGGCGUUCUUCGCACUAUGGAACAGGAGAUCUGAUAUUGGUUUGGUUGGCAAUACAAUUAAUAUAUGGACUGGAGUGUGGACACCACCAGAAGUAACAGGAAUCGGCGCAGGCAUUGAUUCUUUCUAUGAAUAUGCCUUGAAGUGGUACGUCAUGAGUGGUGAGGUAGAGUUUCUUGACGUGUGGCAUGAAAGUUACGCCGCUGUGAUGAGAUACGCCCGUUCUCCGGACGGCCAUAUGUUUCGCAGUGUCCACAUACAUACGGGUGAUCAAGCGUAUACCACAAUUGAUUCUCUGUCCGCUUUCUGGCCUGGUCUGCAAGUGCUGGGUGGUGAUGUACAAAAUGCCAUCAAAUCUCAUAUGACAUACUGGAACAUCUGGAGACGACAUUCUGGUCUUCCUGAAGUUUGGGACGCUCAGUUUAUGCAGGCGACGUCGUUCCAGUACCCUCUUCGACCAGAGUUCGUCGAAUCAACGUGGUACCUAUAUAGGGCCACUCGAGACCCAUAUUAUCUAGAUGUCGGUGAACGUAUUUUGAAAGAUCUAAUUAUCCGUGCCAAGGUGGAUUGCGGAUUGACUGGUAUCCAAGAUUUACGGACCAAUGCCAGAGAUGACAGAAUGGAAUCGUUUGCAUUGUCAGAAACACUGAAGUAUUUGUUCCUUUUGUUCGACGAGGACAACCCCCUACACAAAGAUGAUUCACACUACGUUUUCACCACCGAAGGACACAUUCUAUCACUUCCGAAGGAAGUUCUAAAGCCCAUGUCUCGUGUUCGACGAAACAUGCGUGGCGAAGAGAACCACCAGUGUCCUUCGUAUGAACCUGUACAAGACUUCACGCCUGAUGGGACCAUCAGUGGCCUCAUCCGAGGUAUCGGUUCGAGAGCGGACGUGGAGUAUGCGAGAUACCUGGUCGGAUUACGAUCGCAGCCUCUGGAUGAGCACCACUGGUCUCCUGACGGCUGGUGCACAGUCCCUGAAGUUGAUUUAUAUUCUUUCGAUUUCAUUAUGUCGCCCGGUGGCAAGCAGGUUCCCGAGGACCCUAACCCUGGGCCCCUCAAACUCAAGGCAGUGGCAGAUGGGUUUAUUCUUCAUAAUGUGACGGGCAUCCGGGCCCACAUCGUAAGUCGAUUAGAUCGUAAAGGUUACGAUAUCACGAAGCUUGGGCCGCACGCUGUACGCACUGGACAAAUGGUGUAUGUCAACGACUCUGCACUGUGGGAGCCCCUUCGAGAUCCUCGCCCUACUUAUCGUAGCCAGGACGUUCAACUUCGUAUUUUUCUUGACACGUUUGACCCGGCACUCGUAGCGCAACCAGGGGCUUCCAGCUUUAACGGAGAGACGUACGUCAAGGCGCAUACUGCCCAGUUUGGUGGAGACUUGGCUGCACUUGAUGGCUCUGACCCCCUUCGCUUCGGCUAUUGGGAAGGCACGGAGGUGCAGCGGGACAAAAGCAACCUCCUCGGGUGCAAACCGUAUGAAACCGAAUUCAAUGGAAACGCUGUCCUCGUCCAUCGUGGUGACUGCACGUUCCUGGAGAAGCUGGUCUAUGCGCGGGAUGCAGGCGCUUCAGGAGUCAUUGUUGUCAGUGAUGAGGAUACUCCUAUCAAUCCUUCCGCUUCACCCGCAGAAAUCGCUGCUGCGGGCGACAUCAGCGACGUCGCUUUGGUGCUGUUGUCGCAUACCGUUGGCAAAUCUAUCACUGCCAUGGUAGACGCUGCUGGGAUGUUUGGCUACGGACAUGUCAUGUUUGCUGUUGAUUCCGAGGCGCAAGCAUGGACAGAGGGAUUAAUAGAUCCGACACCAGGAGAAACUGGGCAAAUCCUGUACAUCAACGGACACCCUUUACUAAAUACUAGACUAAUGUUAUAAAGUAAUAUUUGAGCUCCAGUCGAGACUUUUGCGGCCUUCUAUAGGUCUGGCUGGG
This is a messenger RNA of Suillus clintonianus, 2754 nucleotides long. Its product is annotated as glycoside hydrolase family 47 protein. Gene Ontology annotation, molecular function: calcium ion binding; mannosyl-oligosaccharide 1,2-alpha-mannosidase activity. The transcript has 15 exons. The record is from RefSeq and is a predicted model, not a curated record. Gene Ontology annotation, biological process: carbohydrate metabolic process; mannose trimming involved in glycoprotein ERAD pathway; endoplasmic reticulum mannose trimming. Lineage: Eukaryota; Fungi; Basidiomycota; Agaricomycetes; Boletales; Suillaceae. Gene Ontology annotation, cellular component: membrane; endoplasmic reticulum. The coding region runs from base 99 to 2699 and encodes 866 amino acids.